Molecule: messenger RNA, 1104 nt
Organism: Daldinia vernicosa
Lineage: Eukaryota; Fungi; Ascomycota; Sordariomycetes; Xylariales; Hypoxylaceae
Product: PR-1-like protein
Exons: 1
Coding region: 356-1072 (238 amino acids)
Cellular component (GO): extracellular region
Source: RefSeq, a predicted model, not a curated record
GCGCCAGUUACCUCCUUAGCCGCCCGCGCUUAGAAGUCGUAUUGUCAUUAACAGGUAAGGAACAUUUAGAGGUGAGUCCGGGUCGUAGUCAGGGUCGACCUGGACUCUUUUGUUCACCUUUAAAGAUAGGUACCUAGGAUGAAAAAGCCUUUGUAAGUCACCAUAGUAUUAUUUCUCUUGUUCAGUUGGUUGGUAUUGUCUUCUUCCUUGUUUUAUACCUACAAUUACAUCACCCAUAUACUUUAUAAUUGCCAAGUUUUCUUAUCUCAUUACUCCAGAAGGGAAAAUCAAUUAGCAAGCUGGAUAUCCAUCGUCGACUUAUAACGAUAAUAUCUUCAACCUCUCGAUAGCCUCAAUGGUGGCUAUAUACCCCCGUUUACCAAUCAAAGCCUUAUCCCCCUGUGGCUCCCUCAUACCCUCUCUUCUCCUGUCUUCCCUCCUUCUUGUUCCCCUCGUCAACAGCCAAACUGUAAUCGUCAUAACAGUCGCUCCUCCCAUCCCUAGCGAAGCCCCCUCAUUCAUCAACCACGACACCUUCACUUCCGCCAUCAUCAACAGCACCAACUUCCACCGCGCCGCCCACAACGCCUCCACCGUCCGCUGGAACGACACCCUAGCGGCUUUCGCCUCGGGCUACUUAUCUUCGCACUCUUCCUCGUCGCCACAUUCCCAGACAGAAACCUGCCGCAUGAAGCACUCGGGAGGUCCUUACGGCGAAAACCUAGCGCUAGGAUGCUCUGAUGCGGGAGACUGCGUAGAUCUAUGGGGUAACGAGGAUGCGCAGUAUAACUAUGACGACCCGGGAUUCAGCGAAGCGACGGGGCAUUUCACGCAGUUGGUAUGGCGCGAUACGACGGAUGUCGGGUGUGGAGCGAAACUGUGUCCUGGGAAUUACGGCUGGUAUCUUGCGUGCGAGUACUGGCCGCGCGGGAAUAUUCUCGGUGCGUUUGCCGGGGAGGUCGAGCCGGAGAGCGGUGCGGUGUCACUGAGGACAAAGAAAGGGGUGGGCUCCUGGGCUGCUGAGGUGUUGGUUGUUGGUGCGGUGAUGGUUGCAUGGUGGGGGUUGGUAUGAUGUGUCUAUUAUAUUCAAAAAGUAUAGGCGAG